Messenger RNA from Vanrija pseudolonga, 504 nucleotides. RefSeq lists its product as uncharacterized. The coding region runs from base 1 to 504 and encodes 167 amino acids. The record is from RefSeq and is a predicted model, not a curated record. NCBI's taxonomy places the organism in Eukaryota, Fungi, Basidiomycota, Tremellomycetes, Trichosporonales, Trichosporonaceae. The transcript has 2 exons.
AUGCGCACAAUGAUCAUCAGCAUAAUCGACGAAGUGACCAAGCACCACGACUUUGUGUCGUACACGCACCUGGUCAACCAGCACAUCGCGCUCGGCGGGCUCGGGGUGCCGCUCGCGCCCGACGUGGGGGUCGAGCUCGCGCGCCUGGGGAACAGGAUACAGACGUGUGACGGCACCAGUGCCGAGGUGAAGGAGGAGGCCGCGAGCUGGAUCCGGCGCGUGUUCGCAAUGCACGAUGGUGGGCGCGGGCAGCGUGUGAUGACGCAGGGAUGCUACCCCGACCUGCAGCUCUCUAGCUCGUCACGCACGUCCUCGGCCUCUGCGCCGUCCUCUCACGCCCUCGCAAUCCGCCCCGACCCCGCCCUCGCCGCGCUCGCAGCCGCGUUCGCCGCCCAACGCGCCGACGACGUGGCCCAGCGCGCUGAGAACGCCCGGCUGCUCCGCGCGCUCGUGGAGCGCGUGGAGCGACUGCAGAAUUCGCUCGACGCGUUCGCUGCCGCGUGA